Messenger RNA from Clunio marinus, 411 nucleotides. Lineage: Eukaryota; Metazoa; Arthropoda; Insecta; Diptera; Chironomidae. The record is from the annotation of a GenBank genome assembly.
AUGUCUCUAAACCUUAUGACCAACACACACAAUACUGAAGAAAAUUUCUUGAAGAUGAUUUUCUCUUUGUCGAUGGUCAAUAAGAAGCAGAAAGAAGAGGCUUUACAUGUCUUGUGCAAUUACUUUCAAAUUGAAAUUUUCGCCAUUUGCGAAACAAACGCCCUUUCAACCUCAAGAUUACUGUUCAUCGUGGCUUUAGUAACAAUCAAGGCGUUUGGUAUCGCAACUUGCGAUUGUUUUGAGUUUCAACUGCAGAAGAAAGCUAUUAAAAUGCGUGAGGAAAGAAGAUCUCCAUAUGGAAUAGAGAUGAAGAAUGCAAUAGCAAUUACAGUUCUGUGUGUACUCAAGUGUUUUCAAACACUCCACACGCAUUUCAAUGGAAUGACUGAAAAUUUAUUUAUUACUGUUUAA